GGUAAAUACUUCCCUCGGGGAAUAAGUUUUCGCAGCUUUGUUCCGCACAUAAUUGUAAAAAUAUAAAUUUCACAACACAGCGCUGUUAUAGACACGCGCACCGCGCACGGCGAAAGGUAAACAUGGGACUGGUAUUUCACAGGUGUUUAAGGGGAAACGUUUUGCGCGGCUGUGAACAAUGAGCCGUAUUUGUAUCAGGAUCCAUGUACUGUACUACUGCAGUAGUACUACUACUUCCUCUACUACGCAGUAUUUCCAUUUACUGCGCUCUGUCCUCAGUGAGAGCGCUUUACAAGUCCAUCCCCUGAAGUCGAGCUGCACGGACAGGUGAGCCCGGUUUGAAGCGUGUGUCCAUUAAAAACAUGUUGCAGAGACAUGUUAGUGGCUCCAGCUGGAGGCGAUCCGGGAGCUGAUAUAUAUUUUACCCUCAUGCCACCCAAGAGAGAGGCAGGAGUGAGUCCAACACAGCCACCACUCAAGAUGAUAAGAAUCGGCACAGACACGCAGGAGUUUGAUCCGAUGGAGAACAAGUACAGGUUGGCCGAAGAGCCCAGCUUCUCACCGUUUCCCAACAAUGAGCAUGAAACGGUUGAAUUUGAUGAAGAAAAUAUUUCAAGUCCAGGCCUCAGGACAGACACCAUCACACUCCUCAUGAAGAUAGAGCAGCUGCAGACGCAGCUGAAGUAUGAGCGCAGGUGUAGGAUUUUGGCUGAGAGAGAAUUGAGAGAGCUGAAAGAGAUGAACACACUCAUGAUGCAGAUGAGACACACAGCACACGAGCUACGAGUUACUCUGGACCACGUUAUGCAAGGAGGCGAGGCUGCAGUUGCACCACAGAACUCUCAGGAUGAAACUGUCUCUUUCCUGAAUGAGCCUGAGGCAGAGAUGAGUGCGGUUCAUAAUAUUCCAGAGGACGAUCACAACUUCUUGUAUCUUGCUGAGAAUCUUCAAGUACCCAAAAAUCUUUACGAGCGCAUUGCAGAGAUUGGAGACUACAAGAAGUACACGUCAGCACUGCUGAUGAUACUUUUUGACAGAGAAACAUUGGCUACACACUCUUUGCAGGGCCGGAGGAACACCUUUACCGGAGAAGAUAGCCACAAGCCUCAACUCCCACCUGAGAUCUUGAGAAGUAUUAUCGAUCAUGUGGCAGUCAAGUUUGGAGUUGAUAGCAGCCAAAUAAAAACUGCAAUCCGCACAAAGUUGAAUAAUGAGGAUAAAUUAUUAAAGAAGAGACUGGGUGUGGGUAAAGCUGAAAACAAACCUAUGACGGAUCACAGUUUCUGCCAAGAUACUUCACUCCUGCCUGAAAAUGGAGAAAUGACAAAUGAUGCUCAGUUAUAGUCUUUUUACUUGCCUUCAUCUGUUGGUCACCAGUAUUUCACGUCUGAUAGAAAUGUGUGACGGGUUGCCUUUUUAAAAAAUCCAUGUCCACUUUAUUCCAUAUUGAAAUCUAGUGCUUUUUUUUUUUUAACACUUUCUAGACUUCUUAUUUUUUUUACUUUGACAGCUGUUGUUGUCUAUGUGUUAAAGCAUAAGUUUAAUGUGGUGACCCAACCAAGAUGUUGAACAGCAAUAAAAAAAAAAAAUCACGUGUAGUCAGUCAUCAGUGGUAAAAACAACAAAGUGUCUUAUUGAAUUUGAAGGUUGUAAAUGGCUGUGUCUGGCUGUGAAACAUUUUUACUGAUUGACUGACUGAAUUUUAAAAUCAGCAGGCGUUUGUGUGGUUAAAAAGUAGGAUGUGAACAUAUUUAAAGUAAUAGGGAUGUUGUUUGUAUCCUGCUGUUCAUGAUAUGUGCAUUACACCAAGUGAUAUUGUGUUUCUAGAUUUAUUUUUUGCAGUUGCAAAAUAAUACUUUAUGGGGUAAUUAAUCUUUCUGCUUUCACAACAUCUGUUUCAUCACUUUCUGUUUAUCGUGCUUAACUAAACGUUUGAAACU
Molecule: messenger RNA, 1940 nt
Organism: Larimichthys crocea (large yellow croaker)
Lineage: Eukaryota; Metazoa; Chordata; Actinopteri; Sciaenidae
Exons: 6
Coding region: 376-1344 (322 amino acids)
Biological process (GO): positive regulation of neuron differentiation; negative regulation of Notch signaling pathway
Cellular component (GO): nucleus
Molecular function (GO): DNA binding; transcription corepressor activity
Source: RefSeq, a predicted model, not a curated record